AUGACCAACCCAGCCACCAGCAACUUCUGGCUUCCUCCUACACCGGGCCGAGAGUGGGAGGGUAUGAGAAGACCCAACCCCGCGCCGCCCUUGAGAGUCCCUCCUUCCUCUUCUUCUUUCGUGCCUCCCACUCUCAUCUUCCGCGCAUAUCCCUCGCGCCCGCGCCAGCAGCCUGCUCUUCACGUGUAUCGACCAAGAGCACCACGUCCCCGAGCUUCCACUCUACUGCUGCGCCUCCAACUCCUGGAGCUACGCCUCCGACUGCGCGACCAUCUGCUCCUGCGCCUUGAAUCUUUGCGGUUGUUUCUCCGCAUUCAAGCCUUCGAGGCCUUUUUACAAGGCCUCGGAUUUUACUACGAAGUGCGCCUUCUCCUGUUUUACGCCCAGCUACGACUCCCUGGACGAAGACGGAUCAACAGAUUCUUGUCGUCGAAAUGGGUCCUUGCACUUGUACCUCUUACGACGGCUGUUCUGGGAGCUGUUCUGGGUGCCGAUGCGCCUCUUGCUCCACCCUCUGGUGCGGGAAUCACCUUUAGUUCCCUCUGUUUUGCGCUCAGCAUGCCCCUGCAGAUGAUUCUUCUCUUGAUGACCGGAUUUCAGAUUCACGCCAGCCACAGGGAGAAUUAUUGA
Sordaria macrospora k-hell is the source of this 630-nucleotide messenger RNA. RefSeq lists its product as uncharacterized. Lineage: Eukaryota; Fungi; Ascomycota; Sordariomycetes; Sordariales; Sordariaceae. The record is from RefSeq and is a predicted model, not a curated record.